AUGACGUCAUCAUCCUCCUCCUCGGCGGCGCUGCUGCUGGACUCCAUCCACACCUCCCUCGCCGACCUCUCCACCCCUCACUACACUAACUCCCCCUUCGACCUCCCCCGCCGCUUCUCCGCCUUCGCCCACCGCCUCCAUCUCGCCCUCACCCACCUCGCCCGCUCCACCUCAUCCCUCGACUCCUUCCCGCCUUCCGUCCUCACCGCCCUCAAAGGAAUCGCCGCCGAGCUCCCAGCCGCCCUCAAAACGAUGUCGUUUUACUCUAAAGGCAAAAUCUUCGUCCUCAUCCACUGCCUCUCCCUCUGUAAAUCCCUCAACGAAACAACCGCGGCCGUCUCCGGCUGGCUCGCCCUCCUCGACUCCGCCGUCGAUGACCUCCCCGAUCUCCGCAAGAAAAUCGCCGAUCUUUCUAGAGACAUGAAGCAAGUUCAAUUUGAAGUCACAGCGAACGAAGAGAGAGUGCACCACACGCUCCGGAGAGAAGGAGAAACGACGCGGACGAAGACCAGCAAAGCCGUCGAGAGCGCGAUCAUCAUGGAUUUAUCCCGAGCUCUCGGAAUCGAACCGGAGAAUCACGCCGAGCUUUCCAAGCAAAUCAAGCAGCUCAGAAACGACAUCGCCGGAACGAAUACGGCGUCGGAGCGCCGGAUUUUGGUGUCGUUGGAGAGGAUUGUGGAGAAUUGGGCCGCGCAGCCCAAUCUCACCACGGGCCUGGAGUUCGAAGACGACGCGCAAAUCUCUCCGUUCAAGAAUUUUCUCUGUCCGUUGACUAAAGAGGUGAUGAGAGACCCGGUGGUGCUCCAGUCGUCGCAGACGUACGAACGGUCCGCCGUGAAGUACUGGUUUGAGCGGUGUUUGGACGACGGCAGGGAACCGACUUGUCCGGUCACCGGUCAGGUGCUCCAGUCACUGGAGAUGAAACCGAACAUUGGACUAGCCGGAGCUAUUGAGGAGUGGGUGAAUAGGAAUGUGGAUAUUCUGGUCAAAAUUGGGGCUCAAAAGCUGAGUGAAGAGCCUCCCUUGGUGGAUGGUAUAGAGGUAGUGUUGGACAAUGUUUAUAACAUCUCAGAAGAGUAUCCCAGUUGUAGAUUUAGAGUUAGGAAUGCCGGCAUUGUUGUGCUUAUUGUUAAAUUGCUGAGGAAUAGUGCGAAGAGUAUUGGGACUCAUUUGAGAAGCAAAGCUCUUAUGGCUUUGGUUAGCAUGGCCAAAGAUGAAGAAAGCAAGGAGAUCAUGCUUCAAGAAGGUAUCACUAGAUUGGCCAUACAUAGUCUUAUCGGGAGCUCAGAGAAGGAGAGAGAGUGUGCUGUGAAAUUAUUACUUGAGUUCUCGAGUGAUGAAGCUUGUUGCAUUAAAAUUGCAGCAGAGAAAGGAGCUUUGGUUCUUCUCUCAAGCAUGGCAGGGAACCUGGAGCAUCCUGGUUUAUCCAAUCUAGCUGAGGAGGUAUUAAAGCAGAUGGAGAAGGUGGAGGGUAAUGUACAGCAUUUGGCCGCAGCAGGGAGAUUCAAUCCCUUGCUUACUCGACUUUGUGAAGGUUCUGAAAAUGUCAAAAUUGAGAUGGCAUCUAUGGUGGGAACUCUGACGUUGACAAAUAGCAGCAAGGAACAAAUAGCUAGGCAAAGUGCUAAAAUACUAGUCGAGAUGCUUUCUAAUCCAGAAGGAAGGGCAGCGAGCUUGAAAGCCUUGUAUAACUUGUCAAGUCUAGAUGACAAUGCAACCAUCCUUGUUGAUUCUGCUGUACUUCCUGCUUUGACAGGUAUCCUUUUCAUCAACCAGGAUACUUCGUCGGAACUGAAAGAGUUGGCUGCAUCAACCAUGGCAAAUAUAGUAUCAAAUCCAGGACACUGGGAAUUGGCUUCAGCUGACAAAGAAGGGAACUCUAUGCAGUCAGAAUCAUUUAUAUAUAAUCUAUUGGGGGUUUUAUCUCUUGCAUCCCUUCCCUGUCAGAUAUCCAUUCUCCAGAUCCUAUAUGGAAUUGCCUCGUCUCCACAGGCAUCAGAUUCGGUCGCUUGUCAUAUAAAAUCUGGGGAAGGGAUUAAAAUCAUUUUACCAUUUCUUGAGCACCCUGAAGUGGAAAACAGAAUUCAAGCUUUUAGGCUUACAAGAUUACUCUCAGAGAGGUAUGGUCAGGAUAUUGCUGAUGAGCUAAGGCCUUGUCACAAGCUUUCCUUGUUCAAAGACAAACUAUUAGACGAACAAUCGGCAGAUAGUGAGAGAGCUGAUGCUGCAUGCAUACUUGCAAACCUUUCCCUCUCAGAAGAUGAAGUGAAGACACUCCUAGAAGUUAAUUUUGUUAGAUGGAUAGCUUCUACUCUCAUCAACCAGUGCCAAACUUCGAAUGGGAGGAUUUCUCGACCUGCAUCAAGCAUGUUGGAAGGUCUUCUGGGCCUUUUACUUGAGAUUACAAAGAACCUGAAUCCUCAAACUCUAAGUACACUAAAGGAGCACAGCCUUAUUACUAUUUUCCAUCGUCACCUUAAUUAUCCUUCAAACCCAAGAGUAAAACAACUAGCCACCCUUGGCUUGAAAAACUUGUCUGGAUAUGCAAGAUCAGUAGCUGCUAUGGAGUCAGAACCACAACCUCACCAUGGAUUAUGUUCUCAUUUGACGUUCAUGUGCGGGAGGUCUUCUAUACAAACUUCCAAGUGUCCGAUACACAACAUUCCAUGCGAAGAAGAUAGUCAAUUGUGUUUGCUAAAGAACAACUGCAUCAAGCCCCUUGUUGAUCUACUCAACGACAACGACACUAGUGUUCAGAUUGCUGCAGUGGAGGCACUAUCAACUCUAGUAAUAGACACUUUCAGUUCAAGCAACUUCAAAAGAGCAGUCGACGAACUUGAGCAAUUGGGUGUCAUUGAAGCCGUGAUUACUCUAUUCACAGAAGUUCGACCUGGGGAGCUGCAAGAGAAAACGGUUUGGAUCAUUGAGAGGAUACUGAGAGUCGAAAACCAUAGACAUUCCCUCAACCAGGCUCUGGUGUGGGCAUUGGUGGAAGCCUUCAAGCAUGGCGAUGCCAACACAAAGCGAAAUGCGCAAGAUGCUCUUACUAGUCUGAAGCAGUUAUCCGGGGUUAGCGGAAAUCGAAGAUCUCUAUAGUCAUUUCUGGAGUCACAUUCAAACUGUAUAGAUGUGCUAUUCUCACUCUCAAUUUGUACAGUGAACUGUAAGAAA
Molecule: messenger RNA, 3171 nt
Organism: Fragaria vesca subsp. vesca
Lineage: Eukaryota; Viridiplantae; Streptophyta; Magnoliopsida; Rosales; Rosaceae
Product: U-box domain-containing protein 43-like
Exons: 5
Coding region: 1-3096 (1031 amino acids)
Biological process (GO): protein ubiquitination
Molecular function (GO): protein binding; ubiquitin-protein transferase activity
Source: RefSeq, a predicted model, not a curated record